AAUAGAGUAUUUAUUUAUUUAUACAUUAAAAAAAGGACAAAUAAAAAGGGAUAGAAAGAAAGAAGACAUAUGCUGUAAAGCACGCACACACGCAUACGGGAGAAUACGGCAAACCACACCCCGGUUCUGCCGCUGUACCGUUCUUGAACCCGGUUCUCAAUCCGCUUACCUAAGACGACGUCGACGCCAGACAAACCUUGCCGGUAAGUGGUGGCGCCGCUCCCCGAUUUCCGCUCGAAAUCCAAAAGUCAAUCCACCUCAAACUACUGUUGCCCCUUUCUUAUUGAAAUCGAUUCCGCCUCCAAUUCUUAUUAUCAAAGGCAAUGGCACAAACGGGAGAUGUCUGGGUCAAGGAAUAUACUGAUGCAGCAAAGCUUGCGGAAGAUAUAACUAAAAUGAUAUCUGAACGAAGUUCGUUGCCUGCAACUGGGGCAGAGGCUCAGCGUCAUUCGUCUGCUAUAAGGAGGAAAAUUACUAUAUUAGGAACUAAACUUGAUAGCUUAGGGCCUCUUUUGUCCAAACCAUCUGCAAAGCAGCAUUUGAGUGAUAAAGAGAAGAAACGCCGCCAGGACAUGCUUGCGAACUUAAAAACAAAAGCAGAUCAGAUGGCAUCCACUUUGAACAUGUCCCAUUUUGCGAAUAGAGACAGCUUACUUGGACCAGAACAAAAGCCUGUGGAUGCGAUGAGUAGAACAAAUGGUCUCGACAAUUCUGGUAUUGUUGGUCUUCAGCGACAAAUAAUGAAAGAACAAGAUGAAGGCCUGGAGAAGUUGGAGGAGACAGUAAUAAGCACCAAGCAUAUUGCACUAGCUGUCAAUGAAGAACUUAGCUUGCAAACAAGACUCAUCGAUAAUCUUGACGAACAUGUUGAUAUUACAGACUCCCGCCUACAGCGAGUACAAAAGAGGCUUGCAGUAUUGAGCAAGCGCACGAAGGGCGGCUGCUCGUGCAUGUGCAUGCUUUUCUCUGUCAUCGGAGUUGUGGCUCUCGUCAUCGUCAUAUAUUUGCUGUUCAAAUACUUGUAAUGAUGCCCACGUCCACAUGUAUGGAAUUACAACAAAAGCCUCCUUACUAGCUUGUUUUCAAGGAUGGAUUGUGUGCAUGUCUUUCUGUUUUUUGCUGUCUUGUGAAUUGGACAAAGUUUGGAUCUAAAUGCAACACAUAUAUGCCUUUGAGUGUGUUUAUA
Cuscuta campestris is the source of this 1186-nucleotide messenger RNA. NCBI's taxonomy places the organism in Eukaryota, Viridiplantae, Streptophyta, Magnoliopsida, Solanales, Convolvulaceae. The record is from the annotation of a GenBank genome assembly.